UAUAUAUGAUGUUGGUAUGAAUAUAUGUGUGGUGCACACAUCUACUUAUUUAUGUGCUAUCUCAAUAGAUGUGCAUUUAUAGCAUGCCUGAUGUAUUUGUGAUUUGUGGAUAUGGUCAUUAAUGGUGAACGUGCGGUGUACUGAGGAGAUAUGCAUGAUUAUGUGUGAGGGCUUUGCACCUGGUGUGCAUGUACACGUGUGUGUCUGUGUGUGCACAUGUGUGCACAUUGUGUGCCUUUGUGCAUGCCUGUGCAUGUAUAUACGUGCAUGUGAAAUGGGUCCACAUAUCUGUGCCUCUAAUGAGAUAAAUACCUUUCUGAGGUUUGAUGGCUGUCUAAAUUAGCCAUCUUUUUGAGUUCCAACAGGCACAAAGGAAUGAGAACCCACCUCAUCCUGCCUUGUAAAGAAACGGGGCAUCUAUAGACAAGGGGGAAGGGAUCCACACAUCUAUGAGGGUACCACCGAGGAUGGGGCAGACCAAUGCAACCGCCUGGAGGGGCUUUGUCUUCCUGGGCUUCUCCGGCUUCGGGGAGCUUCAGCUCCUGCUCUUUGCACUCUUCUUCUCUCUGUAUCUGGUAACCCUGACCAGCAAUGUCUUCAUUAUUGUGGUCAUCAGGCUGGACAGCCAUCUGCACACCCCCAUGUACCUCCUCCUUUCCUUCCUGUCUUUCUCUGAGACCUGCUACACCUUGGGCAUCAUCCCUAAGAUGCUCUCCAGCCUGGUCAUGGGGGGCCAGGCCAUCUCCUAUGAGGGCUGUGCUGCUCAGAUGUUCUUCUCUGCCUCGUGGGCCUGUACCAACUGCUUCCUCCUGGCCGUCAUGGGCUUUGACAGGUAUGUGGCCAUCUGUGCCCCGUUGCACUAUGCCAGCCGCAUGGAUCCUCCUUUCUGCGCCCGGCUGGUUGGCACCUCCUUCCUGAGUGGGUACCUCUUUGGGCUGGGAAUGACACUGGUCAUUUUCCACCUCCCAUUCUGCGGCUCCCACGAGAUCCAGCACUUUUUCUGUGACACGCCGCCAGUGCUGAGCCUGGCUUGUGGGGACACAGGCCCGAGUGAGCUGGGCAUCCUCAUCCUUAGCCUGCUGGUCCUCCUGGUCUCUUUCUCCUUCAUCACCAUCUCCUACGCCUACAUUCUGGCAGCUAUCCUGAGGAUCCCCUCCACUGAGGGGCGGAAGAAGGCCUUCUCCACCUGUGCCUCACAUCUCACAGUGGUCAUCAUCCACUAUGGCUGUGCCUCCUUCAUGUACUUGAGGCCCAAAGCCAGUUACUCUCUUGAGCGGGAUCAGCUGAUUGCGGUCACCUAUACUGUGGUGACCCCUCUCCUCAACCCUAUUGUUUAUAGUUUAAGGAAUCGGGCUGUGCAAACAGCCCUGAGAAGUGCCUUCCAAGGGAGGUUGUUGGGUGCAGGAUGA
Molecule: messenger RNA, 1409 nt
Organism: Felis catus (domestic cat)
Lineage: Eukaryota; Metazoa; Chordata; Mammalia; Carnivora; Felidae
Product: olfactory receptor 10Z1
Exons: 1
Coding region: 450-1409 (319 amino acids)
Biological process (GO): G protein-coupled receptor signaling pathway
Cellular component (GO): membrane
Molecular function (GO): G protein-coupled receptor activity; olfactory receptor activity
Source: RefSeq, a predicted model, not a curated record